This is a messenger RNA of Microtus oregoni (creeping vole), 3766 nucleotides long. RefSeq names its product zona pellucida binding protein (gene Zpbp). Gene Ontology annotation, biological process: acrosome assembly; binding of sperm to zona pellucida. NCBI's taxonomy places the organism in Eukaryota, Metazoa, Chordata, Mammalia, Rodentia, Cricetidae. The transcript is spliced from 8 exons. The record is from RefSeq and is a predicted model, not a curated record. Bases 76 to 1128 code for a protein of 350 amino acids. Gene Ontology annotation, cellular component: acrosomal vesicle; extracellular region; zona pellucida receptor complex.
CAACUUCCGGCGGCGGGUGGGCGCGCGCCAGGUAACGACCUUCGGCGCCGAGGCUCGGCCGGCGGCGGCGUGUGGAUGGAGGCCUUGGCCCCGGGCCGGGCUCCGCGGGGCCGGCGGCGGGCCGGGACUGAGGGCUCCGCGCUCUCGGCGUUGUCGGUGGCCGCCGUUCUGCUCUCCGCCUUGCUGCGGGCGCCCCCUGCAGUUGGAUAUUUGGCUCGAUUGCCAAGAAGUUUUCGCUUGACUCAAGAUUCACUGAAAAUAGUUGGAUCAUCACAUUUUCCCGUGAGCGUAUAUGUCAUGCUCCAUCAAAAGAGUCCACAUGUGCUUUGUGUAACUCAACGACUGAGAAACACUGAACUGGUAGACCCAUCAUUCCAAUGGCAUGGGCCAAAAGGAAAAAUUGUUUCAGAAAACACCACUGCACAAGUGACAUCCACAGGAAGUCUCAUAUUUCAGAACUUUGAGGAGACCAUGACUGGGGUUUAUACAUGUUUCCUCGAGUACAAACCGACUGUGGAAGAAAUUGUUAAAAAUGUUCAACUGAAAUACAUUGUUUAUGCUUAUCGUGAACCUCAUUUUUAUUACCAGUUCACAGCACGGUACCACGCGGCUCCCUGCAAUAGUAUCUAUAACAUUUCUUUUGAGAAGAAACUUCUUCAGAUUUUAAGUAAACUGGUUCUUGACCUUUCCUGUGAGAUUUCCUUGCUGAAAUCUGAAUGCCACCGUGUUAAAAUGCAGAGAGCUGGUCUGCAAAAUGAAUUAUUCUUCACAUUUUCAGUUUCAUCUAUAGACACUGAAAAAGGACCCAAGCCAUGUACAGACCAUAAUUGUGAAUCUUCCAAAAGAUUAUCUAAGGCUAAAAAUCUCAUAGAGAGAUUUUUUAAUCAGCAAGUAGAAGUCCUGGGCAAACGUAUGGAGCCACUGCCUGAAAUAUACUACAUUGAAGGAACCCUUCAAAUGGUGUGGGUUAACCGCUGCUAUCCCGGUUAUGGGAUAAAUAUCCUGAAACAUCCAAAGUGCCCUGAGUGCUGUGUGAUUUGCAGCCCUGGAUCCUACAAUCCCCGGGAUGGAACUCAUUGCCUCCAAUGCAACAGCAGCCUGGUGUAUGGAGCGAAGGCUUGCAUAUAGGCCACUGCCUCGUGUGACCCAGUGGUUUAUUAAAUACAAAAGUAUAUUUUCGAAGUGCUAAAUUAUAAUAAAUCACUAUUUGCCAAAAUUAAAUAAUCAGAAUUUACAAAGCUAUGGUGUCCUCUUUCAAUCCAGUACUAUAUGUAUCAUCUUUUUUGGUUAACACUAGAGCUGCAUUUGACACCAGAUAGCUCCUGUGUCACUGCGUUUUAAAAACUGUUUCGAAUGUUCUGUAUUGAGUGAUGUUAAUGAUUUUUUCCAGGAAUUUAAAAAGUGUCCCAUUUUAUCUUGGCUAUGUAUCACCUAGAUUCAUGCCAUCAUAUCCUGUUAUAAGAGCUUUAAUUUAAUCUUAAAGAAUUUUAACUAUUUGAGUUCAGCCUGUGACAGCUUAGAUCCAGUUUCAAAAAUAUGUCCUGGGUCUCAUCAUUGUACUUUGUUACAUAAGACCUGAUCAUGGGAAACUGCAGGUUUUACUAUGUGUAGGUCAAUGUGUUGUCUUAAGCUAACAAUUACUCUCUAGCUAGACAUGGUAGUACAGGCCUGGAAUCUUAGUACUUGGGAGGCAGAGACAGAAAGUCAGGAGCCUGGACUGUAUGACAUCCUGCCUCAAAAAGCGUCUUACACUACCUCCUUCACAUUUUAGAAUGGAGUAACCAUUGAAUCUUCUCAGUAGACUAAAGCAGUUUGUCUUCCUUACAGUACUUCCAGGACAAAGAAUUAACAAUCAUCACAAGCUUCAUUUGCUGCACCAUUAAAAUGAGUACUAUGUGCCAGAAGUCACAGCUGCUAUCACUAAUAUCUUAUUUUACAUUGGGAUACACAUUUUGAAUAUGAAGAGUUGCCAAUUUGUAAUGACUUAAAUAGAGGAAAUUUCACACCUAACUUUGGAGUCCUUUUCUGAAGUCCUUUGUGAUCACCUGGUUCAUGUUUCCUGUGUCUUCUCUCUGAGGCAUUGCCUGCUUUGCUCUUGACAUUUCCCUGUCCUAAAAUAUGAGUGACUCAAGGAUGGAAAGAGUAAACGGUUGGAUCUCAGUAUCCUUGAGUGAUAGGUUGACUUAUAAGAAGCUACACUGUUGGCUUGUAGAGACCAAGCUAGCUAGAAAAUACCCUGUCUUAUCCUCCCGUGGACAAGCACAGCCUCAGAAUUCUCACGGAAAUCCUGGAAGGUGAAUGACGUAUGGUUGUUUGUGGUUAGUCCUGAUGGUAGUUAUGUUCUGUCUCUGGGUUUUCAUCAUCAUAAAAUGUUUGCUUCUUUAUAGCUUGUAGAGAUUUUCAGAAGCUUGCUUUUUUACGGCAGGUAACAUACGAGCAUAACAUUGUUUGGGUGAAAUAAUUGUUUUUCUCUAAGUAAUUAAUUAGCUCAUACAUUAUGUUACUUCUAAAACCCAGGUUUCCCCUGCUAAAACUUUCUGAAGUCAUCCCAGUCUCUUAAGUAUUUAUUGGGAUGGAUUGAAGAUGUUCUUGAAGUUGUCAGUCUGGAAAACAGAGCUAGAACUGCAGUGAUGAUGGUAAAGUCCAGAGAGCAGUGCCAUCCUGGGGCACAGAUAAUCUGGGGUAGGAGUAGACAAUGAAAGGCUAGUCAGUUAAGUUCCUAGUUAUCCAGGCAGACUUUACAACAAAGCCGUGCUAAUGUUAGGUUGGAACAAAGCAGAAUUAAAAAGGUUAGAUCAAGACAGCUAUCUUUUGAAAGAAGCAGAGGACACACUUGGAGGAGAAAGGGAGACAUUCAUGACCGCUUUUUCCUGUUUCACAUAGUGAAAUUAUCCAUUUUUACUAUAUAACAUCACAGUUGUUUUAAUCCUUGUGUGUUUGUAGUCAACAUUCAGCUACACUAGCAUAUCCCUUGUUUCAUAGCUCACUUCUUAGGAUACAGUUAGGUUUUUUAUACAAAUUAAAGGCCACUGAAUAAAAAUAUGUCAGAAGCCAUGAGACAAGUUAUUUCUGUUAUAAUGUCAGAUAAGCUGUGCAGUGCUGACAAUUUAAAAUGAUGGCAAUAUGCACUAAAAACUGCAAGCUGUUUCUAAAGGGCAUGGUCAUAAAGCAGUUUCAAGUAGUUCUGUUUCCAUUAAGAUAAUUGCUUCCUGUAUAAUACCUUUUCAAUUAUAUGAUCAGAUGAUCUUAACAACACCUAAAGAUGUUUUAACAUCUUUUAAGGGGAAAUAAUUAUUCCUGUUUUGUAUUCAUUAUAUUUGUAUCAAAUAUGUAAUAUAUAUUUAUUUGGCAAUGUAGAAAUAAAGAUCCCUGGGUUUGGUUUUGUAAUCUCAGUUUCUGAAGAUUCUAACAAGUAAAUCAGAGAUAGGUGAAAUAGUAUGUCUGGUGGUACAAAGGGUUACAGCAUAUAAAGUAAUAAAAUUAGCACAAAAGCCCUACCAGAAAGAAUAAUAAACUAUUUUCCUUCCACUUGAUAGGCUGUCACCAAGCCAGUAAAUUGACUGUCACAUUUUCAAGUUGAAUGAAUUAAUUUAGAUUAAUUAUAUAUUUAAAUGUAUUGGCUUGCAUUAUUAUUAUUAUUAUUGUUUGUAUUUUGAGCUUUAAAACAAAUGCACUAAAAUGUUUAUCUCAUGAUUGUCUCAUGUGAUAAGAUUAUGCAUGAGCCUUUUAUGCCUUCUGUUUCUCCAAAUUUCUUCACUGGUAUGAA